AUGAAUGUAAUUACAGGUACUAAAAUUCAAAAUGUAAUGUUACCUUUCAUCAAGAAGGUAGCAAAUUGUUCAUCCAAACGUACCUUGUACAACUUCGGAGUGAAAGAAAAGAAAAGUGUGGAUAUUGAAGUAAGUAGAACCGCACAAACCAAAAAAAUUGACCAGUCAUUGUCCAAAAAGCUCCCCAAAGGUACUAUCUACGAUCCGUUUGAUUUUUCUAUGGGUCGGAUUCAUUUAGACAGAAAAUAUCAGGCAAGCAAGAACGCAAAUAGAAAUGAUAUAAUGAAAAGUGGCGUGAAUCCCUUAGAGUUCUAUGCAAGACCAAGAAUUCUUUCAAAAUAUGUCACCACCACAGGAAGAAUCCAGCAUAGAGAUACCACAGGCUUAUCGGCCAAGAAUCAAAGAAGGCUAUCAAAAGCUAUAAGAAGAUGCCAGGCAAUAGGCUUAAUGUGA
Molecule: messenger RNA, 453 nt
Organism: Saccharomyces eubayanus
Lineage: Eukaryota; Fungi; Ascomycota; Saccharomycetes; Saccharomycetales; Saccharomycetaceae
Gene: RSM18
Product: mitochondrial 37S ribosomal protein bS18m
Exons: 1
Coding region: 1-453 (150 amino acids)
Biological process (GO): mitochondrial translation
Cellular component (GO): mitochondrial small ribosomal subunit; ribosome
Molecular function (GO): small ribosomal subunit rRNA binding; structural constituent of ribosome
Source: RefSeq, a predicted model, not a curated record